Setaria italica (foxtail millet) is the source of this 2728-nucleotide messenger RNA. RefSeq lists its product as uncharacterized. The transcript has 4 exons. The record is from RefSeq and is a predicted model, not a curated record. The coding region runs from base 1864 to 2469 and encodes 201 amino acids. Lineage: Eukaryota; Viridiplantae; Streptophyta; Magnoliopsida; Poales; Poaceae.
GAGAUGGAGCCGCCCAUUGUACUGACCCACAGCCCCACAGGCCACAGUGAUGUCUGUGGCUACGGAGUGAUGGCGCCUUGGCCACUUGUUUAUAGUAGAUGUUGAUGUCGUGAGGAGAAGACUUGCAAUUGCAAGUCAACGAGCUAGCUCCGGCUCAAAUGAGCUGCCGCAGAGCUUCCAUACCUAGCUCGCCCCGGCCCCUCUCUGCCCCCAUGCCUUGCUCGCGGAUCUGCUGCUGUUGCCGCUGCAGAAUGGGAAGGCCUUAGGCGACUGGGAACCACGGUGGCCUCACCUGAGCUUCGCUGCUUCCACUCAUGUCAUGGCAAUCAGGCAAUGGCAACCUGGCAGAAGCACUGGUCGAGUAUUCAGAAAAUUCGCAAUUCCUUACAGAAGAGAGCAACCAAGCAGCUCUUCUGAAACGGGAAUGACCUUUGGUGGCUUUAUCUGUUUGCUUCUACCUCAAACGAGAGGGGUGUCACGUAAGGAAUCACUAAGGCCUGGUUUGGACAAACCAUUGCCCGGUGGACUGAGUUGAUUGAUGGGGAACUGAACUCUCCUCUGUCCUCUUCACUAGGUAGGUUGAGCACUUGAGCUUCGGUCUAACAGGCAACAGCACAGCACAGCACUAUGGGAAGAGCAACACUUGAGGGAAAAACCCGGAUCGUUGGCCCGAAAUGGCGCGUCUUGGCCCGCCUCAAGAAACUUGUCGGCCCGGGCAAUUGGUGGGCUUGCGUGGGGCCCGCAGGCAGCAGGGCAGCAGGGUCAACUAGCCCACUCACCGUACUAGCAACUAGCAAGGCCGAGGAACAUCACAGGUGCACCUUUUUAGGCCCACUUUGUGUUGCCUCGCCGCAGGCCUUGAACAAUUCCUCGGUCGUAGAGAAAAAAAAUAUUUUUGGUUGUAUUAUUUACACUCACUCAGCUAGGAGGCUGGCAACAAAUAAUUUGUGUCACCGUUUCAGCCUUCCUAAGUUUGGCUCUCAUGUACCAACCCCAGAAGCUGGUAGGCACAACACAAAACACUUCUUUCGGGUGCAUAAGCAAAGGAUUAGAGAAAGGUUUUACUUAAAAGUUGGAUGGUGUGGAAGCUCAAAUCAAUUAAAGAACAAGGGUCUGAUCAAAUAAUGGAAUAGGUUAGGGGUUUAUGCGUGUGAACACAACACACAAAUCCCGAGAAAUUUCGAAAGGGCACAUUGCACAUACAUACCCUUACCCGGCUCAGAGGUGCAUGUAUGUCCAAGAACCAAAAGCUUUGGACAUUCACAAGUGUUGACAUUUCACUGGUUAGAUAAUGCUGGCACCGGGAAAUUUCUCCAAUAUCCUUUUUUUUUCUUUUGCGACGCUUACCCAGUUGCACAACAGUAUACUAGAUCCUGCAUUAGCAUUACAUCAUCAAUCCCAUUUUCUUGAGCGAAGUAAAGCCGCUAAAGUGAAGCUUCCGUCAAAAUUCAUCUGCUCAUGGAAGCAAUCCGUUUUCUGGUUAAAAGCAUCUGGUACAAAUAUUCUCCUCUCAUCUGGUACAAAUAUUCGUCAGAAUCCCGCACUUUUGCACUUCAACCCCUCUCUUUUUUUUGAAAGGAACGGCAAAAGCUUUGCCGUAAAUUUUAUUAGAAGAGAAAAAAGGAAAAAAGAACAAGUCUGUACAACAGGAGUCUGUACAACAGGCAGUAUCCCAUCCACUUCGACCCCUCUCAUCUGCCACAAAUAUUCUCUUCUCCUCCCCAUCGACCUCGCACACCACCGCGGACCACGGGCACCACCACCUGCUCGGAGAGGCUUUAAACCCUCGCACGCUAACGCCGCUCCGGCAACGGCAGCCCGGCGUCUCCCUCCGCACCUCAAGAUCGUCUCCUACCGACCGCCAUGGUGAACGCUGCUUCCGCCGCGGGCUUCGCCGACCUGAUCGCCGCGAUCAUGGCGCUCGAGAUCUUCUUCUUCCUCGAACCUCAGUCGACGGGUGCGGGUACCGCGCCAUCGGAGCAAGCCCCGCUGAUCGACAGCGCCGUCGAGCUCUGUCUGCCGCUGGCUGCGGCGGGGACUCUCCUCACCGCCGUCGCGUUCGUCUACAACCACCUCAACUGUCACGCUGCCGUCCCCGCAGCCGGCGCGGCCAACAGGCGCGUCUCGGGGGUUGCCUUCUUCAUCUUGUGCGUUUCCGCGGGCGUCCUCGACUUAUUCUUCUACGUGCAGCCGCCGGCUGGUAGCGUGGACCACGGCGCGCGAGCUCGCGCGCUCGGUCUGGGCGCUCUCCGCGCGCUGCCUGCUGCGGCGACGGCGACGUUCUUUUGGGGGAUGAUGCUCAUCAUCAUCGCGCACGUCCGCGCCGGCGGAGAAGGAGGCGGUGGCGCCGGAGCCGGAGCCGGGCACGGGGCGAUCAAGAUGGCCGUGCGAAUCCUCACCAUGAUCGCGGUCGGAGCGGCGGCGGGACUCGCCUUCCUCGUGAUCAUGGCCCUUUGCGUCAAGUAUUAAAACCAAGCUGGAAGAAGAGGUGCCAACUGGCUACGGUAUCUCCAUAAUGAAUUUAGUCAUGUGUAAUUAUAUUCAGAUGAAUGUUGUACUAAAUACGGUUCUGGUCGUGCUGGUUAUUUGUGACUACGGUAGUUGUCGAGUCAGGGGUGAUACUUUGAGCUUGUUGGUCUAUUCUGAACAAACUUUUCUCUGUAACCAUUUGAUACGUCUGAUGUGCGAUUGCUUUGGUGAAGUUCAUAUGCGUGGUGCAAUCUUCAUA